Molecule: messenger RNA, 4493 nt
Organism: Neodiprion fabricii
Lineage: Eukaryota; Metazoa; Arthropoda; Insecta; Hymenoptera; Diprionidae
Exons: 2
Coding region: 984-2444 (486 amino acids)
Source: RefSeq, a predicted model, not a curated record
AGAACCGCACCACCGUUCACCAGUCAGUCUCUAGACUUGGAACUCGGCUCGCCUGAAGUGUAAUCAGGGUCAUUCGAAGCCGGCGACUCGUCGUUCUUCUUCGAUGCGGUGAAAUCGUUCGCCCCGCAAGUUCGAUUGGGUUUGAAAAUCGUUGGAUCGACAGGAUCUGACGAGAGGGUUGAGCUUCGACGAGUUCCGUUGGUUUUCUCUCGCUUAUCAUCCUCCGAGGAUCAGUCGCCUCCGCGGUAGCUCCGGACCACGCGGAGAGAAAGAGAGCCGGUGAUAGCCAGGGAAAGAGAGCGAGGGAAGUAACUUGCCAAGGUGGAUCAACCGUGGGGCAGACGUAGAUUGUGGAGCUGGUAGAAGCCGCCGAGAACCGCGGCGCCGUGGGCCUUCGCAGCUGUGACCCGCUGUCAGUUGUCCGAGCCCUGUGCUACGGUUAGGACCGCUCACAACCAAUCACCACUUCCACUGUCACCAUCGGCCACUCGAAGAUCAUCCAGAGCUGGCCUACUCCGGUCCCUGCUCCGAUUUGUGUCGUCCUCAAAGUGCGUUUCGGUUAACGAUAGAUCGGGGACAUCGGCAGUCGAUGAGUUGAACGAGACUGGAGAAAGAGGAAGAAGAAAAUUGGGGAAGGGGUCAGGUUGCCGUCUUCUCCCCACCAGAAGCGUUUUUCGACAUGAAGUUUUACAUUCUUGGCGGUGGCUCCGUGAAAAACGCGUUUUAGUCGAGAGACGAGGAUCCUUUGAGAGGCUGCUAAUUUUACUUUCUUUCUUUCUUUCUUUUAUCCUUUUUUUUUUUUUAACCUCUCAUCGAAGGGUACUGCCUGCGACGUGCGUUGUUUUUUGUUCAGUGAUUGUACGCGCCAAAGUGAUUAUUCGAUCGAUUGUGCGGCAUCGUUCACACGCGCGGAAAAGCGGACGGUCGCAGAAUGAUCUGAAGGAUCUGAGAGGAGGCGGUGAUUAGUGCGAAGUUGCGGAGAAAUGGCAGGAAGAAGAGUGUCCUUCGGUCAACAUCCUUCGGGGGCUAUCGCUACGGCUCUUGUCCUUCUGGUUUUCCUCCAAGCGACGUUGGUUUGGAAAGAGAGUACAUCAGCUCCGGGCAGACGAGACGACGUUCUGGCAGGAACGGAGUUCCUCUCAGUCUUCAUAAACGGAGCGAUGGCGCAGCCGCCGAUAAGACGUCGAGGUUCUCGUCGAGGCGGUACAACGACGGACAACGUGGCGGCGGAAUCGCAGCGUCAGGAGGCGUCGAUAUACAGGAUAUCUCGAACGUCGCGAACUUCGAGCGCAGCGCCGCCACGGCGGGAGGAUGAAAACGACUCCCGGGUUUCCCCGAUAAGCCAAAAGUCCGUCGAGAGUUCGGCGAGCCUCACGUCGCUGCUGGACAACCUCUCGACGGCGAGCGAGAUCGGCUCGAUGCUGACACCCAGGUCCGAGCCGGUCAGCCAAAAGGUGAUCGGGGUCAGUGUGACCUCGACGGUCGAAGCGACCCCGUACAAGGUCAGAGUGGAGCACCACGUCGACGACGAGAUGACGACCGCGAGUCGAACGGCCCCGACGACGACCCCGAUCACCUUCGUAACCCCCCUCCCCGCCCUGACGGCCGCCGACGAGCUGAGCAACAUCGUCUCCGAGUCCAACCGCAGCGAGUUCUCCGUCGACGAGGGCGCCCCGCGAACCAACUGGCGCCUACGACCCAGAACCACGACUCCCAGGACUCGCGGAUCGCGGCCCUCCCACCGCCACCACCGCAAGGAGGCGAGCGAGUCCGUCGAGGCGACGGGGCCCGACGGUAAGGCCCCUCACCCCCAGGGCCGCAAGGCCGGCCGGCACUACCAGACGCUCCUCUUCACCCAGCACCCUUCGCGGCUCUACGCGGAGGCUGAACCGGCGCGGGUCUAUUCGGAGCCUGCGCGGGUCUACUCGGAGCCGGCAAAGGUCUACAGCGAGCCGGCGAAGGUCUACGGAGAACCGGAGCGGGUCUACUCCGAGCCUUCGAAGGUCUAUUCGGAGCCCGCGAAGGUAUACUCCGAGCCUGCGAAGGUCUACUCCGAGCCGGCGAGGGUCUACGGGGAACCGGCGAAGGUCUACGGGUCUGACGGACGCCCCGUUAAGCCUUCCGACGAGCCGGAGGAGCAGAAUUACGAGGUUGACGAGGCCGUCAGCGUCGGGAGUAACGGCAAUGUCCACGGACUGCAGGCCGUCACUGAACCCUCGGGACCCCAGGAACCCGACGAUGGUCACAAGGUCGGCUACGUCGUCGAGGGGAGGAAUUACCGCAGGUACAGGGUCGAGGAACGCACACCCGACGGAUUCAUCGUAGGCGAAUACGGCGUCGUCAGUCACGACGACGGAUCGCUGAGAGGCGUUCGAUACACCGCCGACAGCAGUAUCAAUCCUCAGCUCAUUCAUGAAACUCUUAUGAAGUUUCUCGCUCUCUAGGCGAUACUUGGGAUUGUCGAUUUUUGUUUAUUUUUUUCCAAGUUUUUUAUCGAUCAUGCUUGAUAGAAAAAUCUUACAAUAGCAAACGAAAUCAGAGAUGAAUGCAAUAUUUGGACAGUCAAAUUCGCACCGUUUGCUAAUCGUAAAUAACAGACUAGGAUUUACUUAUCCCUUAGAAAUCUAGCAGAAAUCUAACAUCGGAACUCAAAAUUUGAAAUUUGAAUCUUCCGUUAAGCCUGAUCGAUCGGAAUUCUUCGGGUACGUUAUUUUUUGUCAUGUUUGAAACUGCGAGCCCACGAACCUCGCAGAUAUUCAAAUUCUACAAAUGAAAAAAACAAAAAAAAAAAAAACGGAGAACAAAAAACUUUGUGCCGAAUCUUUAGCGAGUUCUUUGCUGAUCUUGCCAACUCAACUGCCUCACCCUAAUUUUAAGUUUAUAUAAUAGAUUCUACACCCGUCCAUUGACGUGGAAUGAAUCGGAGUCUUUUUGCUUCUUGUGAUUUAGCGAUCGAGGCGGUUCUCGUAUUAGCGAUUAGAAUUAUUUAUGUGCCAGCCGCGUCUGUAAUCGCUGCAAAAAUUAGACAAAGGAAAUGUACGAAUGAAAACAAAAAAAAAAAAAAAAUAAUAAAAAAAUACGAGGAGGUGUGAAUACCGUCAUUCUAGUAGGCCUUCUAGUAUUUUCAACCAAUACGAAAUUGACUAUUGAUAAUUGCAAGAAUCUGACAUUCGUAUCCAAACCGCAAAACCCAAGCCUCUCGCGGUUAUGAAUAAUUGCUCAUUUUCUACGUGCGUGCGUUUUUUUUUUAUCCUAUUUUUUUUCCUACUCGCUCACGAGCAGUCAAUAUAAUCGUGCAUCGAUGGAUAUAAUAUAUACGUGUAUGGGUACGUGGAUAACAUAAGUUGUAUGGAUACAGAAGAUUGCUGAAAAAUAGCAAACGUUAGAUUAAAGAAAAAUCCUGCUUCCUCGAAUUUUAAUCGUAAAAUGAUUUGCUCACGACGGAAAAUCUUUUGCACAUUUCAUAAUUUCAAUUUACAUGAAUAUAAUAAGGACGUAUUUAGUAACGUAUUAUUAUUAAUAAAUGAAUUCACCAUCAGCUAACUUGAACAAGACAUUGUUUUUUUUUUUUCUUUUUUACGUAGUUAUUUUUAGGAAUAUUUUCACCGCAUUUCAUAUAUUGCCUUGAAGCGGUGUAAUUAUUUAAUUGGUUGAUUAUUUAUGAUGAAAAAGAAAACGUACGAAUAUAAUUAAAAUAGUUUUGUGAGAUGGUCAAUAUUGCAUCGAAGUUGUGGUAAUACUGCACGAAAUUAAAAAAUGUGCGAUGCAAUGUACUUUUAUUGUAAUUCUAAUCUGAUUGAAAAGAAAAAGAAAACGAUAAUUAAUAAAGUAAAAAAUCACCGAGCACUCACCCUGCAAACUGACGAUCUACGAAUAUUGACAGUCUCUCGAAACUCGUACGGCGGUUAAGGCUUCUGUGACGAAGAAGUUUCCCCGAUGGAUUGAUCGGCGGUAGCCAGAGCCCUGAGAAUUUAAGCAUGUAAUUUAUCCUGAAGAAUAAUAAUCUAGGUAAACUAGAUUAAUUAACGACGGGCCUCGCUACUGUGGAUCCGAACAAACUUGUCACGGCAGCAAUUCCGCAGCCCUCCCCUCUCCCAUCUAGCUCGUAUACGGUUAACUAAUUUAAGGAUGUCACACAAUAUGUUAUAAAAGAUUCAAACAACGUACGUCGUGUAAUCGAAAUAUCUCAAUAAUCGAAUAAUAAAGUCUCUUCGAUAACAUUGUAAGGAUAAUUAUCUAGAAGCGUAGUUUAAUUUGACGUAAUAAAUUGUAAGAGCAAUACAUUCUCGCAUAAAUCACUUGUAGUCUUAUGUUAUCACUAUAAAUUAUAAGUAGUCUAUUUUAUCGUAUAUAAUUACCUCAUUCGUUGAGACAGUUCCUCUUGCGGUUCGGAUGAUGACCAUGUGACCAGCGCCCUCAAAACUAUAAACAAAAAAAAAAUAAAUAAAUAAAACAAAGUACUCACUUCACUGAUUUCACCACAUUUUUUUCAC